CACUGAUGAACAAGCUGAAGCUCAACCCACAACGCCUUCGAGUUCACGUCCAGAUGCACUCAUAAGCUGGUUGUCCCCAGUCUUCCGCUCUCGAACCUACACCAAUGAGGAACUCAGUCUCACGCAACGCCCAGGCCGUCCUCCUGUUGUCGAAGUGGCUGCAGUGCGGGACAAGCAGGCUUUGGUUGUUGCUCGGGGGCCACAAUUCAAGAAGGCAAAACGAGCGUAUGAACAACAAACUCAAUCGCACAGCCAAGCCAAAGCAUCGUCGUCGCACACUCAACCUGCCAGUGCUUUGACAUCCGCGACACUUCCCGCUCUGGGUACAGCAGCCGCACAACCACUACCCAUCACAUGGCGGGCUCAAAUCGUGCUGUUUCU
Messenger RNA from Suillus subaureus, 381 nucleotides. RefSeq lists its product as uncharacterized. The coding region runs from base 105 to 299 and encodes 64 amino acids. The transcript has 2 exons. The record is from RefSeq and is a predicted model, not a curated record. NCBI's taxonomy places the organism in Eukaryota, Fungi, Basidiomycota, Agaricomycetes, Boletales, Suillaceae.